AUGUCUUCCUCAACUUCAGAGGCGAUGAAACUCGCUACGGUUUCACUGGCUAUCUCCACAGAGCUUUUUGUGAAAAGGAAAUCCGCACCUUCAUGGAUCUCGAGGAUCUUGUUAGUGGCAAGAAAAUCCAGCAAACAUUUGCUCGGGCAAUUGAAAGCUCCAGGAUUGCCAUCAUCGUGUUCUCCCAGCAUUAUGUCAAGGAUAAAGCACCAAUUUGGAGAGCCGCUCUUCGUGACGCAGCCAAUUUAUCCGGCUUGCAUUUCAAAGGGGAUGAAUUUGAACACGAAUUUAUUGAGAGGAUCACUAAACAGGUUUUGGCGAUUAUUAAAGAAGACACUCUACCAGUCAGAGCAGAGUCCAGAGUGCAAGCUUCCUACGAUUCGUUAUCAUCGUUUUCUGUCUCACGGCAAUACCAACACCAUGUGUUCCUCAACUUUAGAGGCUGUGAUACGCUAUCGUUUUACUGGCAGUCUCUUUAAAGCUCUCCGUGACAAGAAAAUCCACACUUUCAUGGAUGAUGUAGGACUCCACAGGCGGAAUGGUAUAUCAAGAACACUUAUUGAGGCAAUUAAAGGUUCCAGAAUAGCCAUCAUUGUGUUCUCUGAGAAUUAUGCUGAUUCUACUUAUUGCUUGGAUGAACUUGUCAAGAUCUUGGAGUGCCAAGAGUCUGAUGGCCAGAUAGUUUUUCCGGUUUUCUAUGAUGUAAGUCACAAUGAUGUGCGACAUCAGACAGGUAGUUAUGGGGAAGGGAUAGCUAAACAUGAGGAAAAGUUCAAGGAUGACCCAUCAAAAGUCCAAAAGUGGAAACGGGCUUUGAAUCGAGCAGCUGAUUUUACUGGCUUUGUUUUCGAAGGGAAUAAAUAUGAACACGAGUUUAUUGGGAAGAUCGUUGAAGUAGUGUUAAGGGAGAUUAAACGUGUCUCUUUACAUGCUGAUUAUCCAAUUGGAUUAGAGUCUCAAGUGUCAGAAGUAAAGUCGCUACUAUUCUCCGAUGGCUAUGAUGGUGUCCACAUGGUAGGGAUUUAUGGAAAUGCCGGAUCAGGCAAAACAACUAUAGCUCAUGCAAUUUAUCAUUUGAUUGCUAAUGGUUUUGAAAGUAUAUGUUUUCUUGAAAAUGUGAGAGAAAAUUCAUAUAAGCAUGGUUUAGUACAUCUUCAAAACAUACUUCUCUCCAACAUUUUCGAAAGGAAGAAUCUCAAAUCAAGAAACAUUGAACAUGGAAUUUCAACAAUACAGCACUGGCUCCAACAAAAGAAGAAGACCCUUUUGAUUCUAGAUGAUGUUGACAAGAUAGAACAAUUACAAGCUCUUGCUGGAAAACCUGAUUGGUUUGGCCGUGGAACUAGAGUCAUCGUUACAACCCGGGACAAACAUUUACUAGAAAGCCAUGGGAUUGAAAGAAUAUAUGUGAUGGAGAAUUCAAAUUCGGAGUCAAAUAUCAGUGCAUCAGCUGGAAAGGACAAGAGAGAACAACUGGGUGAAAAAAGCACUUUUGGUGAUCAAGUCAAUGGUUCGUUGGAACCUCUAGUUUCUGAAGAUAUUAGUCUUGAAAGGAGAAAACAAGCUUCUGUUAUUCAAGGGGAAUCAAAUACAGAAGUCAUAGGUUGUAAUGAAAAUCAAGCAGACAUUUGUCAUACUCAUUUCCCAGAAAGAAUUGAUAAUGGUCAAAAGGAAGUGCCAAAUGAAGACAGGGAAGUCGAUAUGGUUGAGAAGUCUUUGUCCGCUCAGUUAGAAUCUUUGGAGGAAAAGAAAAGAGAACUUAAGAGCGAAUCCGCGCGAUCGCAGUCGAUGAGUUUGGAAAACUCUAUUACUAAUUAAG
Molecule: messenger RNA, 1819 nt
Organism: Arachis duranensis
Lineage: Eukaryota; Viridiplantae; Streptophyta; Magnoliopsida; Fabales; Fabaceae
Product: disease resistance protein RPV1-like
Exons: 4
Coding region: 1-1818 (605 amino acids)
Biological process (GO): signal transduction; defense response
Molecular function (GO): ATP hydrolysis activity; ADP binding
Source: RefSeq, a predicted model, not a curated record